Cladocopium goreaui is the source of this 3143-nucleotide messenger RNA. The record is from the annotation of a GenBank genome assembly. NCBI's taxonomy places the organism in Eukaryota, Dinophyceae, Suessiales, Symbiodiniaceae.
GCCUGUGUGCUAAGCCAUCGGCGUGCAUGGCGAUUUCGCACCCACACAUCCGAGAAUGGUUGCGGGAUAUCCAUGCAGAUUUGGAGGUAUACUUUGCCGAGUUCGAAAAUCUGGGAUACAAUUCACAGUUUUUGAUGGAAACAGAUAGUGAAGAUCUCGAGCAGGACCUCAAGGAUGUGGUGAAGAAGGUCCAUCUUCGUGUGAUCAUGAAGGAACAUGCGAAACUAAAGACCCUGAAACCCAACGAAGGAGCAGCCCGAGUGAGUCCACCAUUUGCUCCCCAGAAAUCGGCAGUGCUGCAAUUGAUACCAUUUGCAGAUGAGGUCGUGGAUUUCCAGCCGGAUCCACAAAGCAUUGGCAGUGGCUGUGUGGUCCUGAUUCCCAUUUGGCGCCUGCGCUCCAUCCAGGGGAAGGUUCAUCCGAAUAUGAUAUUCACAUCCGGAAGACACAAGGACAGUUCUGUCUAUGAACUGAUUCAUGACAUGUUGAGCGGGAGACAGCCUCCAGAGGAGAUCGAACCUCUGCAGGUUGUCGUGGAUGAACAUGGGCUGCACAUUGUCAGAGGACAUCGCCGUGGUCUUGCCCUGUGUGCUCUGCAAGGCAUGUGGCGAUAUCGAACUGUCUGGGCACCAUGCCGUUUGUAUCAUGCCACAGACCCUGAGGUUGCCGACCAAUUUGCAAGGAUCACUACCAUGGUGGAUGGCCUUGGAGUUCAAUUGCAUGGGAAACUUACGGAAGCCUGGCAUUUGGACAAGCCUCUUUUUCGCACUUCGCAAGAGUGGUGCGAUUCAAUGCUUGAUGUGCGUGUGGAAGUUUGCAAAAACCCAGAGGUCCAUCCAAGCCGCUGGCACAAAUCGGACUUGCCAAAUUCCCGAGGUGAAACUUUCAGCACUAGCGCUGCGUCUUCCUCAUGUGCCCCGGCUCAAGGUCCAGAGCUUUGCACGCCGGUCAGUCACCAGCAAGAAGCUGUCGCCAAACAAAGGGAAACAUCUUUUGGCAGCAAAGAUCCCAAGUUUGGCUGGAAUGAAGAGAACCAAUUUCACUGGAAGAGUCAGCAUGACCAGCAAGACCCUGGUGUCAGGCAAGACGCCUUGGCUCCAAGUCAAGAUCAUUGGCGAACUUCUGGAUGGACAAAGCGAGGGGCACAGGUAAGCUCUGUAUCCGACGUCUCUGUUUCCAUGCUGGUUUGCGUGGAUUACGGUGGCAAGCUCUUGUGCGCGGAAGUCGUAGAAGUUUCUUCGCCACAUGUGAAAUUGAGGUACUGCGGGCCACGCCAGGAGGAGGAAUGGAUUUCGAUGGAUCGUUUGCAGAUUCCAGAUUACGCAUCUUCGCACCCAGGGAUGCAAGUCACAGCUUGGCGGGGGAACCGAACAUAUUCCUGCCAUGUUGUGGAAGUGUCCCAGAGCAAAGACUGGCUCCGUGCACCCGUGAAGGUUCGCUACAGUUCCUAUGGAUCUGCCACGGAUGAGUGGAUUGGAAUCGAUCGCCUGGAACUGGAACAUGUCAAGCUUGUUGCGUGGAACGAUGUUUGCAAGGGGCACCAAUCAGAAACAGCCCAGCACCCGAACCAAGAGCCAUGCGAUCUUUGGGCAGAGUCGACAGUGGUGUGUUGCCUGUGGCUGAUGGGAAGUUGCCGCAGCAAGCACAGUCACUAUCAUGGGAAAAGGCUUUUUGUGCACAAGGAUCUCCCGGGUUUGCCAUGUGGCUUCAACACAAGCUGCAAGUGGAAACACCACCAGACAAGGACGCCUACCACCGGGCAUGUUGAGCUUCAAGCAGGCAUGGUGGUUUGUGUGAAGGACGGUUUCUUGAGGAUGCCUGGAGAGGUCCUGAGCAUCUCCUCUGUCUCAACUCGAGAUCCGGUACCACUGAAAGUGCGCUACUGGGCACGCGGCCAAGUAGGCCGUUGCCAGGUCGGGUGGUUUCCCCUGGAGGAGGUGUGGGUACCUGACUAUUCCAAAAUUGAGAUAGGCUCCCAGGCAACAGUGGAGGAUGCUAGCAGUGGCAAACUCUUCCAGUGCACGGUCUUGCGGGUCUCAGAUGAUAAAGACAGAGCCAGCGCCCCUGUGUAUGUGAACUACAAUGACUACGGGUCGAACUAUGAUGAGUGGGUAGGUGCGGAUAGGUUUCACAGCCACCUGCUGAUAUUGCUUCAGCCCGCGCUGCCCAACGAGGGCACAAAGGGCCCACAGGCUCCCCCUGAGGGCACGAAGCGCCAAUCGGGUGAAUGCCUCCAAGGGGCGCAAAGAGUCACGACUGCAACAUGCCGGAUUGAGCAGGACCCUGACGGGAUGCCAGGUGCGGCAAGUAGUGCUCAAUCCUCUACAGAUGAAGUUCAGAGGCCGAGUGUGGCACAGGAUGUCCCUUCAGCAGCUGUCGCAGCCGACCUCCCGGAUGCUUCGGCCUCGAAUGCCAUGCCGUGGCACGAGCCUGACUCGGAGGCUGAUGCCUUCAACCAUGCCCUCCAAGCUACCGAAGAGGCCUUGUCCCAACAAGCGCCUGCAGCGCACUGGCAGCCAAGACUUGAACGGGCACUUGCAGCAGUGGAAACUGAGGGCCUUCGUGGUGUUCUGGAAAAGCAUGGCUGGUCAGGUCAGCAAUUUGUUGAUUCACCAGAGUUGGCAGAGCGCCUGGAAGACCUAAAUGGAGUCUCAGGCUUGCGCGAGGACAGUGACAAUGACUCUGAGGCAGACUCGGAGCCAUCGAUCCCACCGUCCAACGCCAUGGAGUCAUCUUGCGUUGGUGCGCCGAAUGAGUGGGAGGAUCGAAUGGCCAGACAGCCCUCUGUUCUGGACUCCUCGCAGCAGCUUGCCGGGGUUGUGGUUUUCGGCACUUUUCGCCCCAUCGGCGGCAAAGAGGUGACCAAGCGUUCUGGUGAGGUCAUAGUGCAACGCGGACCUCCAGCACUGCAUGGCUGCAAGGUGAAGAUUUGGUGUGGCAAAAACCGGGGCCCCACUUGGGACUAUGACAGAUGCUAUGUCCGAAUCUUGGAUGCCACGACCUCAGCUGUGCUGCACUGGAAUUUGACGACACUGCAGGCGGUAAGUAGAUUUAUCUCUGAGCUUAGUGAGAAAAUAGUACAAGGAAAAGGACACAAUCCAUUCAAGAUGAUGCUUGCAGGGGUUCAAACUAUUGUAUUAUAG